AUGGUGAAGAAGAAAAUAGAUAACCGUAUUAGGGUUAUGAUAGAGAAUGGUGUAAAAUUGGGGCAUCGUACGAUGAUCCUUCUCGUUGGAGACAAAAGUAGAGAUCAAGUUCCAAUUUUGUAUGAUAUGCUAGUAAAAUCUACUGUGAAGGCCAGGCCAACAGUUUUAUGGUGCUAUAAGAAUAAGGAUGAGGCUAUAAGCAAUCAUGGACGUAAAAGAGCAAAGAAGAUAGCAGCGGGAAAGUUGGAAGUGUCAGAAGAAUCUCUAUUUGAUGCGUUCAGAGUUGCAACAACUAUACACGGACGGUAUUAUUCGGAGAGCCACACUAUGCUCGGUCAGACUUAUGGGAUGUGUGUGCUACAGGACUUUGAAGCUCUGACCCCUAACUUGAUGGCUCGCACAGUGGAGACAGUGGAAGGUGGUGGGCUCAUAGUGUUCCUGUUGAAAUCUAUGGACUCUCUGAGGCAGCUACAUUCCAUUACUAUGGAUGUUCAUUCCAGAUUCAAAACGGAAGCGUAUGACACAGUAGUGAAUCGUUUCAACGAGAGGUUCCUCCUGUCCCUGGCUGACAACCCUCGCUGCUUGGUACUGGAUGACUCUCUGACUGUGUUGCCUAUAUCUUCCAAGACUGCACAAGUUGAACCUGUUGAUGGGGUGCCUGAGCGCGUCAAUCCAAAACUGACCGAGUUAAUAUCAUCGUUGUCGGACUCCCCCCCCGGCGGGCCGCUAGUGGCGCUGUGUCGCACGUACGACCAGGCCACUGCACUCGUAGCGCUCAUCAAUACUCUCGCUGACAAACAGGCCAGGCCGCCGCACUGCCUGACGGCGGCCCGCGGGCGCGGUAAGUCGGCCUGCCUGGGACUGUCCAUCGCCGCCGCCGUGGCACUCGGAUACGUCAACAUAUACGUCACCUCGCCACAUCCAGAGAACUUGAUCACAUUGUUCGAGUUCCUGCUCAAAGGCCUCGACGCCUGCCUAUACCAAGAACAUAUUGACUACAACAUCGUAAGGUCCACGAAUCCCGACUUUAAGAAGGCGAUAGUAAGGGUCAAUAUCGCUCGGAAUUCCAGGCAGACUGUGCAGUACAUAACCCCAGACGACCACUCGUUGCUAUCCGCGGCGGACCUGGUGCUAGUGGACGAGGCGGCCGCCAUUCCAUUAGUUCACGUGUCUGCCGCGGCCACCCGCGCCCCGCUGGCGCUGCUGUCGUCCACGGUGUCUGGGUACGAGGGCACCGGGCGGGCACUCUCCUUGAAGCUAUUCGCUCAGCUGCAAACUCAACAUAAUGCUCCUUCGCCUAUAAAACUGGAAGAACCAAUUCGUUACCGGUCAGGCGACCCAGUAGAGGCGUGGCUGAACUCCCUCCUGUGCCUGGAGUCCCCGCCCCCCGGCGCGGGCGCGGGCGCCCCGCCCCCCGCCGCCUGCGACCUCUACCGAGUCAACAGGGACGCUCUGUUCUGUUACCAUAAGGCCGCUGAAGCAUUUCUACAUAGACUCGUUGCUAUUUAUGUUGCUAGCCAUUAUAAGAACAGUCCGAACGACCUCCAGUUACUAGCGGAUGCGCCGGCGCACUGUCUGUUCGUACUACUGGCGCCCACUCCGCCCAACAGUACGUCUAUGCCGGAGAUACUCUGUGUCAUACAAAUGUGUUUGGAGGGAAAUAUAUCGGACAAAUCAGUUCGCGACAGUUUAGGCCGCGGUCGCAAAGCGGCGGGAGAUCUGAUCCCGUGGAACAUAUGUGAGCAGUUUGGUGACAAAGACUUCCCCAAGCUCUCCGGGGCCAGGAUCGUGAGGAUAGCUACACAUCCGUCUUAUCAGAGGAUGGGCUACGGCAAGCGUGCCCUCCAGCAACUAGCCGCGUACUACGCGGGCGACAUUCCUUGCCUCGACGAGGAACAUUCCGACGGGGAGGACACCAACGCUAAUGGGAAUACCAGCACUUUGCAGACUGAGACUAUUGUGCCUAGGGCAAAGCCGCCAACUCUAUUGAAACGUCUAACAGAGGUGAGAGCUGAACACUUGGACUACCUCGGCACUAGCUUCGGACUUACAGAGGAACUCCUCAAAUUUUGGAAGUCACAGAAAUAUGUUCCUGUUUAUCUAAGCCAAAAAGCAAACGAGUUAACAGGCGAGCACUCGUGUAUAAUGCUCCGCGCGCUCCGCCAGCCUGGCUGGCUGGCUGCCUACAGCGCGGACUUCAGGCGGAGACUGGCGCGGCUACUGGCCCGCAGUCUCAGGGGACUGUCCGCCCCACUCGCACUGUCCACGCUGCUCAAUGAUAACGUCGCUAUUGAUAAACCUGCAUUAACAAAAGAGCUAAUAGAGCAGCAACUGUCGGGCCACGACGUGGGUCGCCUGGAGUCAUACAGCCGCCAACAGGCGGACUACAGACUCGUCACCGACCUCCUGGGACCACUCGCCACUCUCGUCUUCCACACUAAGUCCUCGCUCAAACUGGAUGCUGUGCAACAGGUAAUAUUCAUAGCAAUGGGUUUCCAAAUGAAAGACGUGGAUGACAUAGCAAAGGAACUAGGGCUACCAGGCUCGCAGAUCUUAGCGAAGUUCUUCGAAGCUUGCAAGAAGCUAACUACAGUAAUCAACGCAGUUCUAGAAGAUACUGUGGCGAAGGAAAUCGGUAUUGAAGAUAAAAAUACGGAUGACGUCACCAUGGGUCCCGUCAAACAGAGCCUGCAGGACGAAUUGUCUAAAGCUGCCAAGGAAUUGGAGCGCAAACAACGUAAGGAGUUGUCUCGACUGAUGGGCGAGGAUCUGGCACAGUAUCGUAUCAAGGGCAGCGACCUCGACUGGGGCCAGGCCCUCGCCGGCUCCAAGCAGAAACAACUGGUUUCCGUCAAGAGCGGCGAGAAACGUCUAGGCGACGACAGUAAAGAAAUCGACGACCUCAUAGAAGCACACUCACAGAAGAAGAAGAAGAAAAAGAAGCAUGUACGGAACCAGGACUAA
Molecule: messenger RNA, 2964 nt
Organism: Spodoptera littoralis (African cotton leafworm)
Lineage: Eukaryota; Metazoa; Arthropoda; Insecta; Lepidoptera; Noctuidae
Source: the annotation of a GenBank genome assembly